Messenger RNA from Tribolium castaneum (red flour beetle), 990 nucleotides. RefSeq names its product acyl-CoA Delta(11) desaturase. Bases 1 to 990 code for a protein of 329 amino acids. Gene Ontology annotation, molecular function: stearoyl-CoA 9-desaturase activity; iron ion binding. Lineage: Eukaryota; Metazoa; Arthropoda; Insecta; Coleoptera; Tenebrionidae. The transcript is spliced from 3 exons. Gene Ontology annotation, cellular component: endoplasmic reticulum membrane. Gene Ontology annotation, biological process: unsaturated fatty acid biosynthetic process. The record is from RefSeq and is marked provisional.
AUGAGACAAAUUCAGGUCAGAUUUGAAUCACAAAUCGGGCUUCUUUAUUUAAAAACUAGUGCAUUUCCGCGAACUAUCAUUUCGAGAAAAAAAAUGUUAGAAAUUGUUUGGAAAAACGUUUUUUCCUUCAUUCUGUACCAUUAUCUCGCCUUCCAUGGGCUGUUUUAUCUCGUGACAGGACACACCCAUUGGGCCACUUUCGCCUUCAAUUUGUUUUUGGCCCAAUUGUCCAAUCUGGGUACCAUCUCAGGGGCCCAUCGUUUAUGGACCCAUCGUUCGUACCAAGCCCAACUACCAUUAAAACUUUUCCUCAUGUUUUGUAAUAACAUAAGCAACCAAAACUCCAUUUAUGAUUGGGUUAGAGACCACCGAGUUCACCACAAGUUUAGUGACACUGAUGCCGACCCUCACAACAUCAAGCGUGGCUUUUUUUUCGCCCAUAUGGGUUGGUUAAUGGUUAGGAAGCACCCAGAAGUUACCAUCAAAGGACAAACUUUGGAUUUUAGCGACAUAGAUAGCGACAAAUUAAUACAAUUCCAACGAAAAUAUUUCAAGUUUUUGGCGUUUUUUUGCUCCAUUUUCCUACCAGUUGUAGUACCAUGGUACUACUGGGGUGAGAACUGGUACGUUUCCUUGUGUAUCACUUUUGUGCGCUAUGUUGGUACUUUGCAUGGUACCUGGUUGGUUAAUAGUGCCGCCCAUGUCUAUGGUACCCGGCCUUACGACAGUGACAUUAAACCGACGGAGAAUCCAAUCGUGGCUUAUAUUACCAUGGGUGAGGGUUGGCAUAACUACCAUCACACCUUCCCAUGGGACUACCGAGCUUCAGAAUUUGACAGUUUCAAUGGCAAUGUCAAUACAGUAUUUAUCAAUUUUAUGGCAAAAGUUGGACUAGCCCAUGGUUUAAAAACGGCAUCACUUAGUCUGAUCCAGCGAAAAAAACUGAAAAGUACCAAUAGUACUACGAAUAAAAAACAAUUGCAAAAAUAA